Molecule: messenger RNA, 3904 nt
Organism: Macrobrachium nipponense
Lineage: Eukaryota; Metazoa; Arthropoda; Malacostraca; Decapoda; Palaemonidae
Product: sodium- and chloride-dependent glycine transporter 1-like
Biological process (GO): sodium ion transmembrane transport
Cellular component (GO): plasma membrane
Source: RefSeq, a predicted model, not a curated record
GCAACCUCUGCUCGCCGGUCAUUACUUGAUCGCGAGUUCCUCACAGCGACGCACAGCUGCAGUUCGUUAGACCUGCCCUUGAAUCUCGCCGUUUCGAUAUUCGCAGAAAAAAAGAAAAAGGAUACGAUGGGAAGACAAGAAAAGGACGAGAAUGAGGAGAGGGGGAACUGGGACAGCAAAUGGGAGUACCUCUUGUCCCUGGCUGGCUACGCCAUCGGUCUGGGCAACGUCUGGAGGUUCCCUUACUUGUGCUACAGGAAUGGAGGAGGCGCCUUCCUAAUCCCCUACCUGAUGAUGCUGUUCGUCGUCGGGAUACCGGCCUUCUUGCUGGAGUCCUCAGUCGGCCAGUUCAGUUCUUCAGGCUGCCUGACCCUCUACAAAGUCUGUCCGAUCUUCAAGGGUAUUGGUUACACCUCUGUGAUGGUCUCCCUCAUUGCCAGUACUUACUACAGCGUCAUUGUGGCCUAUCCCCUGAUCUACCUGUACCACUCCCUCACGUCAUCUGUGCCCUGGGCGUCCUGCGAUAAUGAGUGGAAUACCCCUGACUGUGUGGCAGCAACCUCCUUUACUGAGGAUUUCCCCGAAAGGCUUUGGAAUUCUACCAAUGCAGUCUCGGCGGCCGACGAAUUUUUCCAUAACUACGUCCUGGAGAUCUCUCCGGGAAUCGAGGAGCCCAACGGUCUUGUCUGGUCGAUCGUCUUCGCAACAGCUUUCGUGUGGACGGUCGUCUUCUUGUGCAUCUUCAGGGGCGUCAAGGUUGUUGGCAAGGUCGUAUGGCUGACUACAACCUUCCCUUAUGUCAUGCUCUUCAUAUUAUUCGUCCGGGGUGUGACCCUACCCGGAGCGUGGGAAGGGAUCAAGUAUUACAUCUACCCAGAUCUUAGCAAGCUGACCCACUAUAAUAUAUGGGCUGACGCAGCCGUCCAGAUCUUCUUUUCCUUGGGCCCCGGCUUCGGCUCUGUGGUCACCAUGAGCUCGUUCAACAGGUUCCGCAACAACUCUCAGCGGGACGCUCUCCUCAUCCCCAUCCUGAACUGCGCCACGUCCAUCUUCGCCGGGUUCGUCGUGUUUUCGGUCCUCGGGUUUCUGGCCCACAUGACGGGCAAGACCGUGGCGGAUGUGCCCUCCGCUGGUCCAGCCUUGGCAUUCAUAGCAUACCCGGAGGCCCUGUCACUCCUGCCGUUGUCUCCAGUGUGGUCCGUGUUGUUCUUCCUCAUGUUGUUCUUCCUGGGCAUUGGUUCUGUGUUCGUGCAGAUCGAGGCGAUGACGGCGUCCCUCAUGGACAGUUUCCCGCAGCGGCGGAAUCGCAAAGGCGCCCUCACCUUCGUCGCCUGCCUCGUCAUGUUCCUGUUGGCUCUCCUCUGCUGCACCAGGGUCAGUCAGGAGGAAUGUUCUGUCACGCUAAUCCUGGACACGUACUCCGCCACUGUCCCCAUAAUCUUCGCCUGCCUUUGUGAGGUCAUCGUCUUCUCUUAUAUUUACGGCAGUGGAAAGGUGGCGAGGGACGUGGAAAUGAUGACCAACAAACCGCUGAAUUUAUUCUGGUAUUUCAUGUGGCUCGUCCUCACGCCCUUCUGUCUCUUGCUGAUCUUCCUGGAAGUGGUGGUGGUGGUCCGGCCCCCUGAGUACAGGGACUCCGUAUCCCCAUCGUGGAUCCAGGCCGCUGGCUGGAUGUCGGCCAUCGCCUCCAUCUCGACCAUCCCCGCCUACGCCCUUUGGUACUUGGUGUCUGCAGAAGGGUCCUUUGCGAAGCGGAUGGCGUCCGCAUUUACCGCAUCGCCGGCCUGGGGCCCCGCCCUGGAGAGCCAUCGAAGGGCGUGGGACGAAUACACCAAGACUCACCCUCUGCGUCAUCCGCUCCUCCACCCGAGGCUCAUGAGGAGGAACCUCUGGAGGGGCUGCGCUCCUCCGCAGUCCUCCUCCUCCGCGGGCGUUUACCCUCCGAAAGACGGCGGGCGGAGCUUGGAGUUGGGCGCCCCCUUAACCAAUGGUGCGGAGGGGCACUGAUGAGGUCCUUCGGGAGUUCGUCGUUUUGUCCCUGGAGGUUCAUGUUGCCCUGGAGGAUCAUGAUGCCCUGGGCGAAGAUGGCGAAUGGGUAUUCGGGUAUCCUUCGUCGCUGCUCUUCGGAGACAUUCGCUUCGUGGUGGACUUUCGAUGUGUUAAUUAAGAAGUGUCCUCAGAUGUAACGUCUCUCGUUGACAGCGACUGGGAUCUAUUUCAUAAGGAAUUUUUGAUCUACUAAUGACAUAUUUUUGUAACUUGAUAAUAGUAUACGUGUAUGACCGCAGUAUAAGAUGAAAUAUUCAACGGUACAACUUUCGAUUUUGUAACGAGUGUGUGUGUGUGUGGGCAGAUAUUAUUGUAUGAUGAAUUACGACGCUCGACCCCAACCCCUCACGUAGCUUUUUCCUAUAGUGAAGCUUAAACGACAUUCAGGAACUUGUCUGUGGGCAACAGUGAGGGGCCCUUUGACCCGUCAGUUAGUCACAAACACCUUUUCUCUCUCUCUCAAGCACUUGCACACAAACGCACCUUUGAAAAAAAUAAAAUGUUAGAAGGGAAACCAGAGGUUGAAAGUGAAUGAAUCAUGAGGUGACCUUUGCUUUGAUAUUUCUCUCUGCUAUUUAUUUUUAAUUCUUCUUCUUCUUCAGCCUCAUUCAUCUUGGGGUCCUCCAGUUUAUUCCCUUCUGCCCUCUCCUCUUCCUGGGUUUUUUCGUCCAUUCCUCUUCUUUCUCAGCUUACUACGUAAUCUGCUCCUCCUCCUCCUCCUCCUCACCUUGUUCAUCUACACCACCACCUCCUUCUCCUCCUCCUCCUCCUCUACCUGACCUUAUUCAUGUACUCCUCUUUCCCAACUUAUUCAUGUACCCCUCUUCCUCAGUUUAUUCAUUUUCUCUGCCUCCCCCUCCUCCACAGCUGAUUCAUCUACUCUUUUUUUCCUCAGUGUAUUCAUCUCCUCCUCCUCCUCUUCCUCCUCCUCCUCCUCCUCCUCCUCCUCCUCUUCCUCCUCUUCCUCCCCUCCUCCUCCUCCUAUGAGUAUUAGAGCCAGUGAACACCGAGGAUGCUUAACCAAACCACUGCCUAAUUGUAUCCAGACAUCCAGUCCUAUUUCUGGUCCCCCAAAGUGAUGUCACCCUUUCACGCAAGGGGAAAGGGACCCCAGACACAGGAGGUUAGAAAUUGCACUCUAGUUGAAGCCUUAAUCACGACCUCUGUCAGCGAAUUAAGACGGAGUUUAUGCACUGAAAUGUGGCCUUGUUUGUUUGUUUGUUUGCCUGUUUGUGACUGUCCAUGUCUGGAACAUAUCUCGAAAUUUUGCGAGAGGACUUUAAUCCAAUUUUGCAGUGGGGUAACCUGGGAGGGUGAAAAGCUUUGAUAAAAUUUUGAGAUGAAUCUUGAAUUAAAAUCCCUAAUUUUUUGUCUUAUAGAUGAUGGAGUUUUCGUUUUCGUUUUCUUUUUUUUUCUUCUAAGUAUUAAGGGUAUUUUACCUUUGUAACGACGAAAGUAGUUUGUAUGUUGUAUUGGAGGAAAGGAUGUAUUUGUCACAGCAUUUAGUUGUAUAUAGGUAAAUUGCAGUCGUGUUCUCUGGUCUCUGUGUGUGUUUGUGUGGGUCUGAGAGAGAGAGAGAGAGAGAGAGAGAGAGAGAGAGAGAGAGAGAGAGAACUUUCUCUAGGUUUAGUUUUAGAGAGAAAAAGAUGGCAUUUGUCUGCUUACUGUAGGUUUAGUUUUAGCAUGAGAGAGAGAGAGAGAGAGAGAGAGAGAGAGAGAGGAUUAUCUGUAGAUUCAGCCUUUAUAAUUCACAGACGGAGAGAGAGAGAAAGAAUAUAUAUGACGCUCACAACACAGUACAAACCCACUUCAAUGAAGCUUGUCAUUUAUACCGCCCCCUCGGGGCCCCCCCCCC